Messenger RNA from Phascolarctos cinereus (koala), 5629 nucleotides. It is a transcript of the gene FAM8A1, whose product is annotated as family with sequence similarity 8 member A1. NCBI's taxonomy places the organism in Eukaryota, Metazoa, Chordata, Mammalia, Diprotodontia, Phascolarctidae. The record is from RefSeq and is a predicted model, not a curated record.
GCGCCAGGCCCGGGGCUGGGAAGAGUCAGUCGGGAAGGAGACGGUUCAGUGACAGAUUCAGCUGCGGCUGGGGCUGUGGCGACGAUGGCGGAGGGGCCGGAAAAAGCCCAAGGCCGCCUUCCCAGGCAGCGCGGCAAGCGGGAGAACCGAGGCGGGGGCCGCGACUCCGAAGCCUCCACUUCGAGCUCGUCAGCCGUCGUCCCUCCCCGGGACGAGCAGCAAGGCCAGUCACGGGCCCCGGGGAGGCCCGAGGCGAAGAACCUCGCAGCUGCCUCUGCCUCCACCUCCGAGGCGAGUCCGGAGCGCGAGCCCGGGCCCCCCGAGGGCGAGGUGGACCCCGGCGGCGGGCAAGCGGAGAAGCCGACGGCGCGCGAGUACUCCCGGCAGGUGCACGAGUGGCUGUGGCAGUCGUACUGCGGCUACCUGACCUGGCAGAGCGGCCUCCUGGCUUUCCCCGCCUACGGCAGCCCCCCGCUGCAGCCGCAGCCGCAGCCGCCGCCGCCACCGCAGCCCCAGCCCCAGCCCCAGCCGCCUUCCUGCGCCCUGGGAAGCGGCAGCCCAGCCAACGGCCCGGCGGCCGGGCCCCCGCUCGCCCCGCUGGGCUACUACAACCCCUUCUACUGUCUGGCCGCCCCGCCCGGGGCCGACCCCGCGGCUGCAGCUGCGGCGGCGGCGUCUACGACCUCUGCCGCCCCUCCUGCAGCUGCCGCCGCCCCCUCCCCGGGGCCCCGGGCUCCCAGCUGGCAGGGAUCGGCGAGAUUAGCUCCUGUGACCAGGGCUGGAGGGGUCACCGCGCCCCGGCAGCAGAACGAGAACGGGCGUCCUGCAGGUAGAGAAUAUGCUAUUCCAUCCUUGGCACACAGGUUUAUGGCAGAGAUGGUGGAUUUCUUUAUUCUGUUUUUUAUAAAGGCAACCAUGGUCUUAACUAUUAUGCAUGUCAGUGGAAUAAAGGAUAUUUCUAAGUUUGCUAUGCAUUAUAUAAUAGAAGAAAUAGAUGAAGACACAUCAAUGGAAGACCUGCAGAAAAUGAUGAUUGUGGCUCUUAUAUACAGGUUAUUAGUUUGUGUCUAUGAGAUAAUUUGUAUAUGGGGAGCAGGUGGAGCCACUCCGGGGAAAUUUUUGCUGGGACUUCGUGUUGUGACAUGUGAUACAUCAGUACUCAUUGCACCAAGCCGUGUUUUAGUGAUUCCUUCCUCAAAUGUUAAUAUAACAACGUCCAUUAUUCGAGCCUUGAUCAAGAAUUUUUCUAUUGCUUCUUUUUUUCCUGCUUUCAUCACACUGCUGUUUUUUCAGCAUAAUCGAACAGCAUACGACAUUGUGGCAGGAACCAUUGUGGUAAAAAGAAAUGGGGUUAGAUGAUGCCAAGAAAAAGCCCUGAGUUCUAUACUUUCUGUAAUAAUGACAAGACUAAAAUUAUGUUUGAGGCUGUCAGUAUCCUUGGGUUAGAUUAACUGGUGAUUCGGAAAUUAAAGUCACUCCCACGUGAUGCAGAUGACUAUCGUGAAAGUAUUGACUUUACUUGAAUGCCAAAGAACUUUACCAGAAAAGAAACAGUACUUAUUCAAUGAAAAAGUGUCAAAUUUUUCAAUUGAAAAGGCAUGUAAUGUCACAGUCAACUAUGGACAUAUACUUUCUUACAUUCUAAGGCAUGAUAGUUUGCUGGGAGUAAUUUCAGCCUUGAGUCUCCAGAUGAAAUUUCUGCAGCCUUUUGUGUUUAACACAAAAGGAUGCAGAAUGUCCAGUUGUGUUUUGUGAACACCUACAUACUCCACCUUCUAGGUUAACACCUCUUAGAAAGAUUGCAACCUUUAUUUUCUUCUAGGGGAUGAAAUUAAUUAUUUCAUCCUAAUAAUUGGUUCCAUGAGAUGUGAAUUGGACAGUGGAGGCUAAGGUUAUCAGUUAUCUCUUACCUAAAGCUUUUUAACAUGUACUGCAUUUUACUUAAAGAAUGGUGCAACUUUACCACUGUUCUAAAUAUUUAAUCCAAAUGUAUAUUUUGUGACAGGUCUUGCAUGAUGAUGAUCACAAGUAUUAAGUCUAUUACUAUAUUAUCAAUGUUUUUUUUUAAAGGAAGGUAAGUUAGUGAUUCCUUUUUAUAAAUGAAUCAAAAGUAAAAUUUCCAAGGUAGAUUGAACUUUAUAUUGAUGUGCAAAUGUUUCAGUGCUCUAAAGGGAACACUGUGGACUAUAAAUACAUAGAGAGAAAUAAUCACUUCUUUUGAUGGUAAAAAUGAUUACUUCCAUCAAGUUGUUGCAUAUAAACAGUACAGUAUGAAACAAUAUUCUAAUCGUGUUUGCAGCAUGAAGAAAGUAUUAGUGUAUCUCAGUAUUCUGAAGUUGAAUGUAACAUCUUUACAAAUAGGAUUUUCACUCAAUAAUCAGUCCUCACUUUGUAUCCUUUAUAGUUACGUAGUUGUACUGUUGGAGUGAACUGCAUCAAUCUGUUGAAUAAAGAACCUCAGUAUUUCGUGAUAUAUUUACAUGCCAUUAUACUGUGAAAUGUUUGUAUUUUUCCCAAUACGAAAUAAUCAUUUGAAAAUAACUUGCAAAGGAAGUAUUGUCUUCAGACAUUGACCAGAGUUUGAAAGUGUUCUUUAGUUGCACUGGAAUUCCUUAAUCCUACCUAUUUAUUAUCAGUGGGCCAAAAAGAAUUCAGUGGUUUCAUUUAUUCAGUUUACUAUUAACUAUGCUGCUGGUUACAGGGAAUACAGUAUUUAAGGAGUUAGGAAGAAUGGUAAUUCCAUAUGUUGUCAUUUCAUUCAUUCCACUGCUAACAAAAAAACAUGUUUUUGUUUCUUCUUUUUGCCCCAGUUAGUGCUGUUGAGAUAUUUCUGAGCCAAAUAAACAGGUUUUUCUGGUUUUAUUAGCCAUAUUAUAACCAGCAUCUCCAUUUAUUUGAAAAUAAAGGUAGUGUGGUAUAAUGGAAAGAGCAUUGAAUUUGGAAUCAAUAGAGAUUUGAAUUCAAAUCCCAGUUAUGAUACUACCCAUGUGAUUAUAGACAAGUCUCUUCGCGGCCCAAUUUCUUCAUCUGUGAAAUUACUUAAGGCUUGGUUCAGUGGUUUCAAACCUAAAUAGAAACACAUCUCUGCAUGCUAAAUAUUGACUCAGAAAACCACAAAUUAACAUUAUUCAUGUUGUGUUGUAAUUUUAUUUAUUUUGUUAAACAUUUCCCGAUUAUAUUUUUUCAGCUGGUUCACUCCAUUUGUGACCUCUGGACUAAAUGAUUUAAAUUCCUUGCAGGUCUGAAACCUAUGGUCCUAGAAUAUUUUCUUAGAUAAAUUUUUGUCAAACAAUAUGGAAAUUGUGUAGUGAAACGAAAUAGCCUUUGAUAUUCUUGGCUUUUAAAAAUAACAUAUUGCUACAUGACAAAACAAAAAAAUAUACUCCCUGUUAAUACUGUCAUACCAAUUUUUAAAAUUAUUUUUCUCAAAAUUUACUAUAGAAAUUAUUUGAAAUACUGUUUUUACAAUUUGUGUUUACAGAACUUGAACAAUGAGCUCUUUUUUGGUGUAACUUUACUUUAAAACUUCACAAGCCACAUUUAUUUUUCAAAACUAUUUGGUGUUAGAUUCAGCUUCAUUAAAAACUGUUGGAAGUAGGAUGCUAGAUUUGGUCAUUAUCGAAAUCCGUAUGACAUCACAGAAAAAUAAAUGAACCAGUAGUUAAAUUAACCUUUUAAACCUUACAGAAUUCUAUAAAUUUGAAUUUUUUUUAUGGGACAGGGUAGAAAAUACUGCAAAAAUACAACUAAUAUAUAUAAUGCUCAUUACCAGUACUAUUCAUUGUACUAUAUUUCAUCACUAUCACUUUUUGGUUGUAACUUGGACAUUAUCGCUCUUUUAGACUGCUAGGGAAGUAAUUUAAAGCACUGGGGAAAAUUGGAUUCUGGUAUUAUAGCACAUACCUCAAGUGGUACCAUGCCAAUAGGAGUAUCUUUUUUGUCUCUUCAAAGCACUACACCCUUCCUUAUUAAUAGGAAUUUGAGUUGCCCCUUCUCUUUCACGAAAUUAUAUUGCCCUAAAGUUCAAACUUAAGAAAGAAAAAGAUACUAGAAAAAUUUACUGCCUUCACAUUCAUGUAUUUUAUAGUAUUUGUAUAUUUUUAAUUUAAAAUAUGUGUAAGAUAUAAAUAAGCAAAUCAUAAAAGGAAAUUAAGGGGAGAAAUUUAGUUGUGAUAUUAUUUCAGUGAGAGUUAUCUAAGUAUACCCACUGUAUCUGAGAAUGCAGAAUUAGCUUUACAUAUUUAUUACUGAAGCCUAGUAUUAAUAUUUUAUAAACUCUACAACUAUUCAUUACUAAAAUUGUAAUGAACAGCCCUGUGUGCUUUGGAAGAGGAAGCCUGAAAUACAUUGUGAAGUUAAUGAUCAUACAGAUUCUUAGUGAAUCGUUUUGUUAAAUCAAGCCUCUUUGAUCAGAUUAUGAAGUUAUAUAAAUUGCAAUCUGAUAAAUAAUGCUCAAUUUUCUAGCAUCUUAAAAAUCUAUUUUAAGCACUUACCCUGCCAGUAUUAUGAAAGGACUUUUAGCAUAAAUUUUCACGACAGUCUUUCACAACUGAAAUUUACCAAUCAAGCAUUUAAACACCUACAGUAUAUGUAGGUAUCAUGCAUACACAGACAUUGGGGAUAAAAGACAAAAAUGAAGUGCCCUCAAGGGUCUUAAAUUCUAUUGGGGGAGACCAUUUGUGUAUGUCUAGUUGAAUAUUAUUAAACUAAUGUACUGUCUAAACAUUUAUUUUCUUAGUAUUCUGAUUUCUCCUAAGAAUACACAUUUAUCUUCUAAACUACAUUACUACAUUUAUAAAUGAGGAAGUUUAUUAGGAAAUGAGCAUACACCUUUUUUGCUAGAUCAACUUGUAUAUAUAAUACAAAUAAUUGUCCAUUUCUGUGGUUUUGUUAUACCAUAUAUUUCCAGUUGCACCAUAGGUAUUUUACUAUUAUUAACUCAGUGCAGCUAUAGGAAACUAUAUUGGCAUAUAAUUAUUUUUUUCAGGUAAAAUUUUCCUCAUUUCCCUUCAGUUCCUUGCUGAUUGGAGUAGUUUUCUUUGGGUAGGGGGAGACAGGAAUUGAAACCUAUUUAUUUGCUACUUGUUAAUUUGUAUAUAAGGAUUUGGCUGAGAAGGAGAUUGAAUCUGUUGGGUAAAACUAGGUUUGAGGAUUAUCAAAUUUUCUAAAUAAAUCCUUUACAUUUGUGACAUGCCUGCCCCUAUUAAAGAUAGUUUACAUUCCAUUAUUUAUCUUGGGUAAUGUUAAGGUUAGUUUGUUUUCAAACAUAUAACUCCCAAAUACUUUUAAUAUAAUAGUAUUUGUGAAAUUGAACCAUCAUAGAAAAAUGUAAAAAGUGUUAUACAAAUAUCCACAUCAGAAAAAAUACAUAGUUCAAGUUCUGUUACAACACAACUAUUACAAAAAUAUCUUUAACAGAGAUUUUCCCAAAUUGGUCAAGGAUAUUCUUCAAAAAGUAUUUGCUAAAAUAAGCUCUACCACUACACCAUAAAAAUACAGAAAGGCCAUAGGAGUUCAUUGUCAUAGAAAAUGACCUGCAUCAUUGUUUUCUAAUAAAUCAUGCUAUUUCAAUUUGUAAGCUGCCAAUUUGUAUAUUAUCCUGUCUUAAUAAAAUCUUUAUUACAGUCUU